Abrus precatorius (Indian licorice) is the source of this 1541-nucleotide messenger RNA. RefSeq names its product zinc transporter 4, chloroplastic-like. The transcript is spliced from 4 exons. The record is from RefSeq and is a predicted model, not a curated record. NCBI's taxonomy places the organism in Eukaryota, Viridiplantae, Streptophyta, Magnoliopsida, Fabales, Fabaceae. Gene Ontology annotation, molecular function: zinc ion transmembrane transporter activity. Gene Ontology annotation, cellular component: plasma membrane. The coding region runs from base 160 to 1332 and encodes 390 amino acids. Gene Ontology annotation, biological process: zinc ion transmembrane transport.
AUCGAGCAAUAGAGUUGGUAUGGCACGAGCUUGGGAAGCAAGGUGGACAUGACAUGAUGACAUCAACACUCUUCCUCCGUUGCACCAAGUUGUAACCGCAGACUCCAUCUCUUCACUACUCUCUCUCAUUUUCUUCCCCUCAAAACUUUACUAUUUCCCAUGUUCCUCUUUCAGGAUCUCUCGCCUCUACUCCACAUCUUCUCAGAAUCGAUUCUGCAAACCCUACACGAAUCCGUUACGAGUUCUAGUUGCAAAAGCACGGAGUUGGAGCUAUGCCGAGACGAAUCAGCGGCGUUGGUUUUGAAAUUCGUGGCGAUGGCGUCGAUUCUAAUCGCGGGAUUUGGGGGAAUCGCGAUUCCUUUAGCGGGGAAAGCGCGUGGGUUACUAGGAACAGAGGGAAACGCGUUUUUAGGAGCGAAAGCAUUUGCAGCGGGGGUGAUAUUAGCGACGGGGUUCGUGCACAUGCUGAAGGACGCGUCGGAAGCGCUGAAGGACCCGUGUUUGGGGUCUUACACGUGGUCUAAGUUUCCGUUUCCCGGUUUCUUCGCAAUGAUGUCAGCUUUGUUUACACUCCUUGUUGACUUUGUUGCGACUCGGUACUACGAGCGGAAACAGGGGCGUGGGAACGUUGAACACCGUGGGAAGGUUGUUGAUGUGGUUGAUGGUGAGGAUGAUGAGUCGGGAAUAGUGGAAGUUAUGGAUGUUGGAAUGGUGUUUGGGGAAGAGGGUAGCGGUGGACUGCACGUGGUUGGGAUGCAACAUGCUCACGCGCCUCGUCGUAUACACUCCCCCACGCAUGGGCAUGCCCAUGUUGGGAACUCCCCACACUACCAUGAUGAUGUUGAAAGUACUGUCCGCCACGUCGUCGUUUCACAGGUAUUGGAGCUUGGGAUUGUGUCACAUUCCAUUGUAAUUGGGCUAUCCCUUGGAGUUUCGCAAAGCCCUUGUACCAUGAGACCCCUAAUUGUGGCAUUGUCUUUCCAUCAAUUCUUUGAAGGGUUUGCACUUGGUGGUUGCAUCUCCCAAGCCCAAUUCAGAACCUUGUCAUCAACAAUAAUGGCAUGUUUUUUUGCACUAACAGCGCCACUGGGUGUUGCUAUAGGGGCUUGUAUUGCUUCAGUUUUUAACCCUUUUAGUCCAGGAGCACUCAUCACAGAAGGCAUCUUGGACUCCUUGUCAGCUGGAAUCUUAGUGUAUAUGGCUUUAGUGGACUUAAUAGCUGCUGAUUUUCAUAGCAAGAAAAUGCGUUGUAACUUUAGGCUACAGAUAAUAUGUUACUGUUUACUUUUUCUUGGGGCUGGAUUGAUGUCUUUACUUGCAAUUUGGGCAUGAUCCUCUCCAAUGUAGUUGUAAUUUAUUUUUCAAUAUCUAUAGCUUGAUUUUUUUAGUGUUGUCGUAUUUCUUUCUAUUAGAAAAUAUAAGAUAGAUUGCUAGAAAGGUUUAGUUAAAAUGCUCUCAUUGAACAAUUUUAAGUAUACAGUUGCACUAUUAAUAUGGUAUUAGGCUCACUGACCUCAAUAGUUAAUUUUUAAAAUAUUGUU